Messenger RNA from Pichia membranifaciens NRRL Y-2026, 1169 nucleotides. RefSeq lists its product as hypothetical. Lineage: Eukaryota; Fungi; Ascomycota; Pichiomycetes; Pichiales; Pichiaceae. The record is from RefSeq and is a predicted model, not a curated record. Bases 63 to 1001 code for a protein of 312 amino acids. The transcript has a single exon.
CUUGUGCUUAAUAGCAAAAGGGUGCCAAAGACCAGAAAGAAUCAUAUUUGCUAAACUUCAACAUGGGUAAGGGAGCAAUGAAGUUUGGAGGGAAAUCGGGGUUGUUGCCUAAACCUAAGGAAAUUUUCAAACAACCAUACAAACACCAAGUUUAUAAGAAACAAACUGACUCAGGAUAUGCUGAAGGUAUUCUCCACCCAAAAAAUAUUACCAGAGAUUACAUUCCUUCGAAAGUAUUCACUCCUGAACAAUUACUGAAGAGAUCUGCACAUGAGCCAGCGAAGAAAUUUACUGAGGAUGAAAUUGCAAAAAUGCCAAUCAGCCAACAGUUUAAAGUGAAAAACGCUCAGAUGAGAAGAGAAUACUUGAAGGACUCUUACCAAAAAGAGGUUGAAAGAUUAGAAAAUCUAGAGAAACACGAGGAGCUUCUGAAGCUUGAAGAAGAAAAAUUGGCGCAGGAGGCAGCAAAACACACACAAUCUAAAGCCGAGUUUUUCACCUCCCCAACUUUGGAAAGCUAUUUGAGCGACCCGCUGGUGAGACCAAGAACUGCUGAGGAACAAGAGUCUUUGAGAAUCAAGAAAGAGUCCAACAGACUGCAGACUAGAUUAAACGCAGACACUCAGAGAGCUGCGAGCUUAUUUGAGCUUUACAAUGCAUCAAUCAAUUUUGCAAUAACAGAAGAAAAGCUUGAAAAAUUAGUCGAUGCUGCCUUUGACAGCAAGGCCGAUGAAGCCUGGAACAAUGUUGCAAGUUCCACCCCUAACAAGAUAAGUGCUGUGAAAAACCAUGUCACUUUUGAUAACGCAUUGGUAGAUAUUGUAUUGGAUAACGUGAACAAGGGACCAGGUUACGAAGCCGUGGAAGAUUACCUAAAUGGGUUUACCGAUGACAUCAAAGAGUUGGCGGAACAAAUAAAGAAGGAGAAGAACCAACAAGACAUAGAAGCGGCCAAUGAAAACUUGAACAAAGUGGCUGAAAUGAAAAGAACCGAUGUUUAAGCGUAGUUUUUAACCUGUAUAUAUUUAAUUCAAGCAUAAAUCACGUUAUAGAAAGACCAAUAUUACUAAAUUCGUUACAGGGUUUUUGUUUCUCUAUUAUUAUAUUUGUUAGUGGAAGAAAAAAAAAGAGAGGAUGUAUACAGUAAUUAUUUACACGAAAGAAAAAGA